This is a messenger RNA of Anthonomus grandis grandis, 1263 nucleotides long. RefSeq lists its product as uncharacterized. Bases 207 to 1028 code for a protein of 273 amino acids. Gene Ontology annotation, cellular component: mitochondrion. NCBI's taxonomy places the organism in Eukaryota, Metazoa, Arthropoda, Insecta, Coleoptera, Curculionidae. The record is from RefSeq and is a predicted model, not a curated record. The transcript has 2 exons.
AAUAAAUAAAUGCGUUAACACAUAACCUAACAUUUCAAAAGUGAUGCGAAUGCGAAAUUACUAUUAAAAGAAUUAAACAAUUUUUUCCAAUUCGGAUAAAUAAAUGAAAUUUAAGCAGAACAAAGUCAUAUAAUGUACACCGGGCCAUCAUCAUAAAAAUCCAGUUUUUCCGCUUUGGUUGACUUAAAAUAGUGCACAAAUCUAUUAUGGCAACCAAUAUAUCCGCAAGACUAGUGCUCCUAAAAUUGAGGCCGCACCACGUAAUAAAACUACCGGUUCAACCUUACUGUUGUUGCGUAUUUAAAUGGAACUGCAAUUCAAAAUUACAUGUUCAACAUGGCUCGGCCUUAAGGAUAAGGGAUAACCUAUAUGAACACCAUUACAGUAUACCUAAAGCCUUACCGAUAGUAUUUCAACCUUUUUCAUCUAUGUCUCAGGACAACAAAGUCAAUCCCGAGCAAAAACCGGAAAAGUUGUCACUUUUUAAAAGGUUUAAACAGAUGUAUAGGGAUUAUUGGUAUGUUUUAGUUCCUGUUCAUUUAGUGACAUCUGCGGCUUGGUUAGCAGGAUUUUAUUAUUUAGCUAGUAGUGGUGUCGAUAUACCUGCCCUGCUGGAAUUCAUGAACUUCAAUGAAAAAAUUGUGAAUUCGAUGCGUAACUCGAGCAUGGGUUAUGUUGCUAUUACUUAUGGCUUAUAUAAAAUAGCAACGCCUAUAAGAUAUGCAAUAACAUUGGGCGGGACAACUGUCUCUAUAAAUUACCUUACGAAAUGGGGCUACAUCAAACCCAUGCCGAGUAAAGAACGACUGAAAGAAAUUUAUGCCGAAACUAAGGAAGGCAUGAAAGAGAAACGGGAAAAUUUGAUAGAGAGUGUCCAGAGUUUACAGAAAACAGUUAAAGAUACCAGAGAAGGAAUAAAAGAGAGGAAGGAUAGUAUUGUAUCUUCGGUAAAAGAAUCGAAAAGGAGCUUACAAAAUAUUAAAGAGAAAGUAAUAGGAAGCAAAUCACAUAAAGAAGGAAAACCAUGAGGGGUAUAUGACACUAGGUAAAGAUGAUUUGAACUCUGGUAGCUUUAGGACAUAAACAUGUGAAAGAAUAUAUAUUAUUAUAUAUAUGUACCUAUUUAAUAUAAAUUAUAUCUUCUGUUAGCAUGUUUUUUUAGAUUUAUUGUUGACAAGUAUUUUAUAUCAGUGGUUACUUUUUUCUUAUCGUUAAACUAUUUCAUAUGUAUAUAUAAAAAAAAUUAAUAUAAAUAAUUUACAA